Messenger RNA from Medicago truncatula (barrel medic), 892 nucleotides. RefSeq lists its product as uncharacterized. Lineage: Eukaryota; Viridiplantae; Streptophyta; Magnoliopsida; Fabales; Fabaceae. The transcript is spliced from 4 exons. Bases 194 to 691 code for a protein of 165 amino acids. The record is from RefSeq and is a predicted model, not a curated record.
UAUUUUUUAGGAUUCUCCCUUGAGGGGUAAGACGGGUAUUUCGCGCGCGAGCCCUAUUUCCUUCUCUGAAUGCGAUGUGAUUCUCUCCUUCUCCGUUGUGCUGCCAUUCAGCCCCGCACAGCCUCACUCCACCGUUAACCCGCCGCCCACGAUCAGAAAACUAUAUAAUAAACAGUGUUGAUGAUUUGUGAAUAUGAAUAAGCUAUUGGAAUAUGGGAGGACUGCCAUGUUUUAUAUCAGGGUACUUUCUGGAUAUGAAGAGCGAAGAAUACGGAAUUAUAGGAUGCAGCUUGAACAGCGUGUCCGAGAGGCACAAGCAAGGAAAGCAGCCAUAAAUAAAGUACCCGAGCAGAUUAUUUUAACUGAAGUUCGUCGUAUGGUUGAAGAGAUGCAAGCUUUGAACAAGAAGCUGGAAGAAACAGUAAGUGAGGUAGCCAUUGAAGAGUACUUCAAGCCUCUUGACAAGGAGGCAGAGAUUUUGAUGACAAUGCAACUACAAGGGGAAGAGAAAACUUCGGAGAUGAUGAUGAAAGCACUACAGGAACAAGCUAUGCGUCAACAAGUUGAAACAGAAAAAAGUGCAAGUAUGCAUCAAACAGACAACAUUGAAACCAACCAGAAGGAAUCUGAGUCUGUGGUGAAAACGUGUAUAGGAGAAGAAGAAAAAACUUUGAAGGACAGUGCGCAUUAAGAAGACGAGGAGGAAAAAUUUCGAAGAACAUUUAUUUGAAUUAUUUAAAAUUGCAUCUUGAUGUGCGAUCAUGUUAGCAAUAAGCUUUUUUAUGAGGAAUGGAAUGGUUAAAUAAUAUAAUUCCUGUAUGUCCGAAUACAUGUAAAAACAUGUAAAUUUUGUCAUAGUACGUAUUUGAGUACCAGAAUGAGCUUUGGUGAA